This is a messenger RNA of Salvelinus fontinalis (brook trout), 4166 nucleotides long. RefSeq lists its product as uncharacterized. NCBI's taxonomy places the organism in Eukaryota, Metazoa, Chordata, Actinopteri, Salmoniformes, Salmonidae. The transcript has 5 exons. The coding region runs from base 153 to 1172 and encodes 339 amino acids. The record is from RefSeq and is a predicted model, not a curated record.
UGUUUAUAGGCGUGGUCACGCGAAGCAAUGGGCGUUACAUGACAUUGCUUUGGAUGUUUUGAAGCUUGCUGAGUGCCAAGCUUUCUCGAGGGUUAUAGAGAAGGAUUUCUGGCUGUUGGCCUGAAUUAAGACAUGAAGAAAUACAGAGAACGAUGGAGAGCAAAUUCUGCAUUUUGACUGAAACAGAAGACCUCAAAACCCUGAUUUCGAGCACCGAAGAGAGUCUGCAAAUUGAAAGGACCAAGACAUUGUUUGAGGAGAUCCGUGCAUCCAUCAACAACAAUGAUGAAGAGGACCGUUCCUUUUGGAGGCCUGUGCUCCCAUGGGGGGGCGUCUACACCAUCAGGGCAGGGAGGAAGGCCAUCUCAUGCACCCCUCUGUAUGUUAAGAUAAGCUUAAAGAACACCUGCACCAUCGAUGGGUUCCUCAUGAUUCUUUAUGUAAUUUUGAGAGACAACCAGAGCUUUCCCCGGGAGGUGGGCAUAUUCCUGGGCAGGCAGUUUGUGGAGCAUUUCCUCUACCUGAUGGACUCGUAUGACUACACCACCGUUAAGAUGCUGUGGAUCUGGGACAGGAUGUCCAAGAGGCAGUACCGCUCAGUGAUCCACCAUGCAGCGUUGGAGAUCGACCUGUUUGGUAAUGAACAUGAGAACUUCACCAAGAACUUGGAGACAAUGAUGUCUACCAUGCAGGAGAGUCUGUGCACCAACUGGAGCUGUCCUGCUCGUUUCCAGGAGUUCAUACAGAAAACCAUCAACAUCAAUCCUCCUCAUGAGCUGCCCCCUAGAGAUCCCAUUCAGUCAGCUGUGGAUGAGUUCUUCUGUCCCAAGAUCAUUCUCUGCAAAGAACUGGGGUGCAAUGGGUUGAGGGAGUUCUCUCAGAGGGUCUUCUGCCAUGGACCACCUCCUUUUGUCAUUCUCAACAUGCAGCUUUGGAAGUCUGAGGAGCUGUCCUAUGUUCCCUACCAUCUAGCCCUAUCCCAACACAGGUACUCACUGGAGGGCGCUACACUCUUCAACAAGGAGGAGCAUCACUACUCUGCAGCCUUCCAGAUAGACGGCUACUGGAUGCACUAUGACGGGCUGAGGAGCGACAACCUGAUCCUGUUAAACAAGCCCCCUGAACUCCUCCUUCUCUCUUCCCUUGUCUACAUCCGCGCCUCAGACAAAUGAGAUGCACUAAUGUAACCAAGCAGGGAUGGGGUCAGUUCCAUUUUUCAUUCCAUCAUUUCAGGAUGAAAAUAAAUUCUCCUGAAUUUACUUGAAUUGAAAAGGAAUUGACCCCAAUUGUGUCACCAUGGUCCAGAAGGGACACAGAAGGAAGGAGGUAGAUACUAGACAACACUGAUAGGAAGGCAUCUUUUGAAAAAUGCACACUAACACCUUCCUAUUUAUUGCCCUUCAUUCACAGAAAUAGUAUCCAAGUUACUUUACAUUUGGCUCAUGAUGGUUUUGUCUUCCAUUCCACAGUGAGCUCUUACCAGAUACUUUUAUCACCUAAUCAUAUUUAAUGACAUUUUUAUCUCGUUUGAAAAGGCUUAUACCACAUUUCCAACUUUUUAGGAUAUCAUGUCAACAACUUCCUUGUUUUGUUUUUAUACUUUGAGAUUUACUUUUUGGAAUUAUGUGCUCCCUUUUGCCUGACUGUUGCCUCAAACACUCACUGUGCAAAAUAAGUGCAUCUUCUCUUUGGGCAUGCUUGGAAUCCAAGAAUAUAUGCAUGGACUAUAAUAGUUCUGGGGAGGUAUGCAUAUUGAAGAAUCAACUCAACCUUAAAUAGCUUUACUGCUAUAAAAAAAAAAAAUAUGUUUGCAGCGUGUUGUCUUGGGUGAAAUGGUUGCACUUUCUGAGAAGCAAAUUUAGCUAAUUAAACUCUGAUGUAGAAUUGUCAACAGGGUAUAUACAGUGGGGCAAAAAAGUAUUUAGUCAGCCACCAAUUGUGCAAGUUCUCCCACAAGAUGAGAGAGGCCUGUAAUUUUCAUCAUAGGUACACUUCAACUAUGACAGACAAAAUGAGAAAAAGAAAUCCCGAAAAUCACAUUGUAGGAUUUUUAAUGAAUUUAUUUGCAAAUUAUGGUGGAAAAUAAGUAUUUGGUCAAUAACAAAAGUUUAUCUCAAUACUUUGUUAUAUGCCCUUUGUUGGCAAUGACAGAGGUCAAAUGUUUUCUGUAAGUCUUCACAAGGUUUUCACACACUGUUGCUGGUAUUUUGGCCCAUUCCUCCAUGGAGAUCUCCUCUAGAGCAGUGAUGUUUUGGGGCUGUUGCUGGGCAACACGGACUUUCAAUUCCCUCCAAAGAUUUUCUAUGGGGUUGAGAUCUGGAGACUGGCAAGGCCACUCCAGGACCUUGAAAUGCUUCUUACGAAGCCACUCCUUUGUUGCCCGGGCGGUGUGUUUGGGAUCUUUGUCAUGCUGAAAAACCCAGCCACGUUUCAUCUUCAAUGCCCUUGCUGAUGGAAGGAGGUUUUCACUCAAAAUCUCACGAUACAUGGCCCCAUUCAUUCUUUCCUUUACACGGAUCAGUCGUCCUGGUCCCUUUGCAGAAAAACAGCCCCAAAGCAUGAUGUUUCCACCCCCAUGCUUCACAGUAGGUAUGGUGUUCUUUGGAUGCAACUCAGCAUUCUUUGUCCUCCAAACACGACGUGUUGAGUUUUUACCAAAAAAGUUCUAUUUUGGUUUCAUCUGACCAUAUGACAUUCUCCCAAUCAUCCAAAUGCUCUCUAGCAAACUUCAGACGGGCCUGGACAUGUACUGGCUUAAGCAGGGGGACACGUCUGGCACUGUAGGAUUUGAGUCCCUGGCGGCGUAGUGUGUUACUGAUGGUAGGCUUUGUUACUUUGGUCCCAGCUCUCUGCAGGUCAUUCACUAGGUCCCCCCGUGUGGUUCUGGGAUUUUUGCUCACCGUUCUUGUGAUCAUUUUGACCCCACGGGGUGAGAUCUUGCGUGGAGCCCCAGAUCGAGGGAGAUUAUCAGUGGUCUUGUAUGUCUUCCAUUUCCUAAUAAUUGCUCCCACAGUUGAUUUCUUCAAACCAAGCUCCUUACCUAUUGCAGAUUCAGUCUUCCCAGCCUGGUGCAGGUCUACAAUUUUGUUUCUGGUGUCCUUUGACAACUCUUUGGUCUUGGCCAUAGUGGAGUUUGUAGUGUGUCUGUUUGAGGUUGUGGACAGGUGUCUUUUAUACUGAUAACAAGUUCAAACUGGUGCCAUUAAUUCAGGUAACAAGUGGAGGACAGAGGAGCCUCUUAAAUAAGAAGUUACAGGUCUUUGAGAGCCAGAAAUCUUGCUUAUUUGUUAAUUAAUGAAUUAAAAAUCCUACAAUGUGAUUUUUCUGGAGGAAAAAAAUCUAAUUUUGUCUGUCAUAGUUGAAGUGUACCUAUGAUGAAAAUUACAGGCCUCAUCUUUUUAAGUGGGAGAACUUGCACAAUUGGUGGCUGACUAAAUACUUUUUUACCCCACUGUAUAGGCUAGACAAGUGAAGCAUCUGAGAUUGUACAGGACUCAUCUACUACAAUCCAUUUGUGCAUACUAGCCCUGACCUCAGAUCAAACUGGUGCUUUUUUGUACUAUUUCCCCUGUUUAAAAACAUUUGAAACAGUAUUUGCAUUUUGUGGAAAUUCAAUCAUUAUCCUUGAAUUACUUGUUUUAAGCUGUCCAUUGGACUUCAACUUGGGAGUCACACAGCGUUAACUUGUAUUAAAAUGUAUACCUGCUCAAAUAUUUGUAUAAAUUGUGAAAAUGUAUCAUUGGAUAAAAUCAGUUCUGUCUUAAAUGUAAGUAAUUACUUGUACUUACAAGUACCCCAGCAUAGUGAUGUUACAUAAGUGCUUGAGUGCUUGCCUUUCACAGUAGCAUAUAAUACCCUGAAUUAAAAUUAUUCUGCACAAUUCAAUAAGGUAAAUUGUUACAUCCCAAUCUAAACAAGAUGUCAAAACAUUAAAUAAAUUUGAUUUUGUAAUGCUUUUGAUCAUUUGGAAAUAACAUUACUGCUUAUCACAGGCUUCAUAUGCACAAUGUAAUGUUAAGCAUUGACCUCUGCCAAUUUCAUCUUUGUCAGAACUAAAUAAUGAAACUGUCUUUGAGCAACAAUCCAUGUUCAUGUUUUGAAUUGCGUUUUUUUUGUUUCUAUGCAGUCAUUGAAGUCUUAAACAAUACAUAUAUUUUUAUAUUCUA